AUGGAGGAGGAAGUCGCAGCCCUCGUCAUCGACAAUGGUUCGGGUAUGUGCAAGGCCGGUUUCGCCGGUGACGAUGCGCCCCGAGCAGUCUUCCCUUCCAUCGUUGGCCGACCGCGUCACCAUGGUAUCAUGAUUGGUAUGGGCCAGAAGGACUCCUACGUCGGUGAUGAGGCACAGUCGAAGCGUGGUAUCCUGACCCUGCGAUACCCCAUUGAGCACGGUGUCGUUACCAACUGGGACGACAUGGAGAAGAUCUGGCAUCACACUUUCUACAACGAGCUGCGUGUUGCCCCCGAGGAGCACCCCGUUCUGCUCACCGAGGCUCCCAUCAACCCCAAGUCCAACCGUGAGAAGAUGACACAGAUCGUCUUCGAGACCUUCAACGCUCCCGCCUUCUACGUCUCCAUCCAGGCCGUCCUGUCCCUGUACGCCUCCGGACGUACCACCGGUAUCGUGCUCGACUCCGGUGACGGUGUCACUCACGUUGUCCCCAUCUACGAGGGUUUCGCUCUUCCCCACGCCAUCUCCCGUGUCGACAUGGCUGGUCGUGAUCUGACUGACUACCUCAUGAAGAUCUUGGCUGAGCGCGGUUACACCUUCUCCACCACUGCCGAGCGAGAAAUCGUCCGUGACAUCAAGGAGAAGCUCUGCUACGUCGCUCUCGACUUCGAGCAGGAGAUCCAGACUGCCAGCCAGUCCUCCAGCUUGGAGAAGUCCUACGAGCUUCCCGACGGUCAAGUCAUCACCAUCGGCAACGAGCGUUUCCGUGCUCCUGAGGCUCUCUUCCAGCCUUCCGUCUUGGGUCUUGAGAGCGGUGGUAUCCACGUCACCACUUUCAACUCCAUCAUGAAGUGCGAUGUCGACGUCAGGAAAGACCUGUACGGCAACAUUGUCAUGUCUGGUGGAACCACCAUGUACCCCGGUAUCUCCGACCGUAUGCAGAAGGAAAUCACCGCCCUCGCCCCAUCCUCGAUGAAGGUCAAGAUCAUCGCUCCCCCGGAGCGCAAGUACUCCGUCUGGAUCGGUGGUUCCAUUCUCGCCUCGCUCUCCACCUUCCAGCAGAUGUGGAUCUCAAAGCAGGAGUACGACGAGAGCGGUCCCUCCAUCGUCCACCGCAAGUGCUUCUAA
This is a messenger RNA of Alternaria infectoria, 1128 nucleotides long. RefSeq names its product actin. The record is from RefSeq and is a predicted model, not a curated record. The coding region runs from base 1 to 1128 and encodes 375 amino acids. Lineage: Eukaryota; Fungi; Ascomycota; Dothideomycetes; Pleosporales; Pleosporaceae. The transcript has 6 exons.